This is a messenger RNA of Prunus dulcis (almond), 1533 nucleotides long. Its product is annotated as PLASMODESMATA CALLOSE-BINDING PROTEIN 1-like. The record is from RefSeq and is a predicted model, not a curated record. The coding region runs from base 276 to 1196 and encodes 306 amino acids. The transcript has 4 exons. Lineage: Eukaryota; Viridiplantae; Streptophyta; Magnoliopsida; Rosales; Rosaceae.
ACCAUCUCUUGCUUGCAAUAUCCAACUACCCUAAUGCCUCCUUUCUCAAGUUUUCUAUAUUCUCCCUUCUCUCUUUUCAUCUUCUCUUCGAUCCAAGAAAGCUAUGAUUCCUCAAGAUAUAUAUAACAAAUGCAGAGAAAAGAGAUGAACUCUUCUUUUUGCAACCACCACCAUUUCUAUUUCUCUUGUGUAGUAUAUCUUAGCUUCUCCAUCAUUGUUUUGAGGCCAGAAGAAAAAUCUACAAUCACAAGGUGUAGAAGAAGUAGCUUGCAGAAAUGGGUGUUAGCUCUCUUCGGCAUUCUGCGUUAUUUUUUUUGUUUCUUUUCUUUAGUUCAGGUUCAAGUGCUCCAAAGAAUCCUCCUUUGGAAGCAACCCACAGAAGCAACACACAAGUGAAUCGUAUGCUUUUCUCAUCUUCGGUGUAUGCUACCCAGCUUGAUACAAUCCCUGUAGUGAAUCCAAGUCCAACUGGAUUGACUCCCACACCUUUUGUGAACCCGACAACAUCACCACCAGCACCUACCACAACAGACCCAAUCACAACCCCAACCCCAACACCACCAACCACAACCCCAACCCCAACACCACCAACCACAACAGACCCAGGCACAACGCCAACGCCAACGCCACCAACCACAACCCUGACCCCGACCACUCCCACCACCACAACUCCUACAUCAUCAGGUGGAAAUUGGUGUAUUGCCAGCCAAGCAGCUUCACAAACCGCCUUACAGGUAGCUCUUGAUUAUGCUUGUGGCUAUGGAGGUGCAGACUGUGCAGCUGUUCAACAAGGCGGAAGCUGUUAUAACCCAAACACUCUCCGUGAUCACGCUUCCUACGCCUUCAAUGAUUACUACCACAAGAACCCAGCUCCUACUAGCUGCAAUUUUGGAGGAACAGCUCAAACCACCAACACUGACCCAAGUACCGGUAGCUGUCGCUAUCCAUCAUCCACAGCAUCAACCAGCACAUAUUCACCAGUUAACCCGUCACCACCACCCCCAACAACGAUGACAACACCAACAAUGCCAACAACUCCAUACACCCCAAGCAUUGCUACACCAGGUGGAUCGACAAUUUAUGGUUCGGAACCAACAGAGUCCCCCAACUCAGCCACCUCUAUCUCAUCUUGCAUGCUGCUGCUAUUCACCACGACUGGGCUCUUGGGGUCACUUCUUGCAGCAAAUUAUCUCUAAAAGGAAACUAAGUUACAACUAUUCUAUCUGCAAUUAGAUGGCAAUCCAUUCACUUGCCAGCAUCCUACAUAAAGUUCAAGGAGGCACUGAGAAUCAAAAUGAGCUACUAUGUUAUCUCCAGGCCUUGUUCACACCAUUUAAAUUAUUGCCAUACUUCAUCUAUGUACACCCAUUAGUAGCCUAUUAAGCCUGAGAAAAGGACAGAAAAGCAUAGAAAUUUUUUAGGUUCUUGUAUUUGUAGACAUAUAGGUUCUUUAUCUGCGGUUUUAGUACAAUAAAUUUUUAAUUAUUAGCUAAGUCCACCUGGCUUUAGAACUUUUUUUAUUUUUAUAUAAAA